AUGGGAACCCUCGUGACCCGUAAGGAUAUCGCCCCAUGGGUGAAAGUUGCUGAAGACCUAAGAGAUCCAGAAGUAUUACAAGCCCACAUACUGGUGCUAAAAUCUCUGUUUGGCCCACAGGGAUCUUGGAUGCCUCACAUCAAGCAAGUGAGUCAGGCCAUGUUUGAGCUGAAGAUUCUGAAAAUUUCUGAACUUACCGACGUCUUAAUUUAUGGCUCUUACAAUCACCAGCUUCAGGCUAAAUGGAUGCUUCAGUCCAUGGCUGAGAGGUACUGCCUACACCAGGAAAGAGGAAUGCUCAAGCUGGAGGAAGCCAUGAAGACCCUGGAACUAGGCCAGUGUUUGGAGUGAAGCCAGUUUCCAGUCAUUGUGACUCCCACCUGGACACAGAUUAAUCUGUGGCCAGUGUUUGGUUCUGGCAUGAUUUUUAACUCUGCUACAUCCUUUAAAGUCUAACAAGAUAUUCCUGGAUCCUUGCUGUGCAUUCUGAUGUAAAUGUCUCUUUUCCAAGAUUAU
Molecule: messenger RNA, 516 nt
Organism: Arvicanthis niloticus (Nile rat)
Lineage: Eukaryota; Metazoa; Chordata; Mammalia; Rodentia; Muridae
Source: RefSeq, a predicted model, not a curated record